Neomonachus schauinslandi (Hawaiian monk seal) is the source of this 1137-nucleotide messenger RNA. It is a transcript of the gene FOXL2, whose product is annotated as forkhead box L2. Lineage: Eukaryota; Metazoa; Chordata; Mammalia; Carnivora; Phocidae. Gene Ontology annotation, biological process: regulation of transcription by RNA polymerase II; anatomical structure morphogenesis; cell differentiation. The transcript has a single exon. The record is from RefSeq and is a predicted model, not a curated record. Gene Ontology annotation, molecular function: RNA polymerase II cis-regulatory region sequence-specific DNA binding; DNA-binding transcription factor activity, RNA polymerase II-specific. Bases 1 to 1137 code for a protein of 378 amino acids.
AUGAUGGCCAGCUACCCCGAGCCCGAGGACGCCGCGGGGGCCCUGCUGGCGCCGGAGACCGGCCGCGCAGCCAAGGAGCCGGAGGCACCGCCGCCGCCGAGCCCCGGCAAGGGAGGAGGAGGCGGCGGCGCCGGGACAGCCCCGGAGAAGCCCGACCCCGCUCAGAAGCCCCCGUACUCGUACGUGGCGCUCAUCGCCAUGGCGAUCCGCGAGAGCGCCGAGAAGAGGCUCACUCUGUCCGGCAUCUACCAGUACAUUAUCGCCAAGUUCCCGUUCUACGAGAAGAACAAGAAGGGCUGGCAGAAUAGCAUCCGCCACAAUCUCAGCCUCAACGAGUGCUUCAUCAAGGUGCCGCGCGAGGGCGGCGGCGAGCGCAAGGGCAACUACUGGACGCUGGACCCGGCCUGCGAGGACAUGUUCGAGAAGGGCAACUACCGGCGCCGCCGCCGCAUGAAGCGGCCCUUCCGGCCGCCGCCCGCGCACUUCCAGCCCGGCAAGGGGCUCUUCGGGGCCGGAGGCGCCGCGGGCGGCUGCGGCGUAGCGGGCGCGGGGGCCGACGGCUAUGGCUACCUGGCGCCCCCCAAGUACCUGCAGUCCGGCUUCCUCAACAACUCCUGGCCGCUCCCGCAGCCGCCCUCACCCAUGCCCUACGCCUCCUGCCAGAUGGCGGCGGCCGCUGCGGCGGCGGCGGCGGCUGCUGCCGCCGCGGGCCCGGGCAGCCCGGGCGCGGCCGCGGUAGUCAAGGGGCUGGCUGGCCCGGCCGCCUCGUAUGGGCCGUACUCACGCGUGCAGAGCAUGGCGCUGCCUCCCGGUGUGGUGAACUCGUACAACGGCCUGGGAGGCCCGCCGGCCGCGCCCCCGCCGCCGCCGCACCCCCACUCACACCCGCACGCACACCAUCUGCACGCGGCCGCCGCACCCCCGCCGGCCCCGCCGCACCACGGGGCCGCGGCACCGCCCCCGGGCCAGCUCAGCCCCGCCAGCCCGGCUACCGCCGCGCCCCCGGCGCCCGCGCCCACCAAUGCGCCGGGCCUGCAGUUCGCCUGCGCCCGGCAGCCCGAGCUCGCCAUGAUGCAUUGCUCUUACUGGGACCACGACAGCAAGACCGGCGCGCUGCACUCGCGCCUCGAUCUCUGA